Molecule: messenger RNA, 2644 nt
Organism: Cladophialophora immunda
Lineage: Eukaryota; Fungi; Ascomycota; Eurotiomycetes; Chaetothyriales; Herpotrichiellaceae
Exons: 3
Coding region: 1054-2412 (452 amino acids)
Molecular function (GO): iron ion binding; oxidoreductase activity, acting on paired donors, with incorporation or reduction of molecular oxygen; monooxygenase activity
Source: RefSeq, a predicted model, not a curated record
CUGGCAACCUACUACCAGGUGCCUGCAUGGGUACCUGAUGUACCUAAUGCCACCCAACAAUCAUUUGAUCCUCUUUCCUUCCUCCCUGCCUCUCACCUCUGCUACUGUCUUUCAACCCUUGCCUCCAAUAAUAAUCCUCAGACACCACUCUUUGCCAGAGGAUAUGGCCCAUUGAUUUUUCUUGCCAGACCAGAUCUCCGUCCUUUGCCUAGACCAGCGGCCAAGGAACGGGCCCGUGGGCACCAAAGAGCCAAAGAAUUGCGGCACCAGCACCAACAAAGUUCGCUUGGGGUGGCCCUUAUCAUCACCAUCAUGGCUUCCACCACCUCCUCCUCAUCCUCAUCCUCUGCCUCCGUGUCACUCGCUGACAAGCUCUCCCUCUCCGCCAUCACCGCCACCGCGAGCCCUCUGAACCUCGUGGUCUUCGCGUGUGUGCUCGGCUUCCUCCUGCUGCGCUGGUGGCGCCGGAAGAACAGCCCGGCCCUGCCGGAUCUGCCGUGGGUUGCACGCAACGACAAGGCCUGGAUCCUGCGCGAUCUGAGGACCAGGCUGUGGUGUUUGAUCAACUAUGAGGAAGCCUUGAGGAGGGCGUAUGAUCAGGUAAGGUUUCAAUUGUUGGCUGGAGUGACUGGGGUGCUUUUUUGGCUCUUCCUCAUCCUCUCUUUUCCCCUGUUCCCUCCCCAGAAUUGGAUAUGCUAUGGUGAGACGGAGGUGAGAGUCUGAGAGAUAUCAGGAGGGAAGAGGGAAAAGGGAGGAUGCCAUUUGUUAGGACUCGAGAUUCGUCCUCUACCAACUUCCCUCCUAACCUGUCUAUCCUACACACUUUUGUCAUUCUCUACCGCCGGGACUGAGCCUUCAACCUAACCACACUCUCCAACGCAGUAUGCCCGCCACAACAAGCCAUGUAUCCUCGCCACCCUCGACGGCGAGGUCAUUCUGCUGCCGCCUUCCAACACGCCCUGGCUGAUCGCCCAGCCCGACAACGUCCUCAGCGUCAAUGGCGCGCACAAGCACAUCCUGCAGACCCGAUAUACCUUUCCCAAGCCCGAGAUCAUGGAUCCCACUGUCCAUUUCGACGUCAUCAAAUCCGAGUUGACCAGGCAAGUCUUCAAUGUCACGCCUGAGGUUUGCGACGAAUUGGCCGCCGCAGUGGAUCAAAUCUGGGGCAGCGAAGCUGAUCCCGAUUUUGAAUACUACUCUGAUGCCGACGGGUGGAAGACCGUGGUGCUCUUCGACAGUCUCACCAAGAUCGUUGCCAGAAUCUCCAACAGGGUCUUUGUCGGCCUGCCACUCUGCCGUGAUGAGCAAUAUCUCAAGAACGCUAUCGGUUUUGCCGAAGACAUUGCCUUUUCUGCAACAAUUCUGCGUCUCUUCCCCGGCAUAGUUCGGCCUCUUGUCGCUCCAGUGGCUACGUACUCAAAUCGUAAACACACUCGUGAAUAUACUGAAAUCCUCACACCCGAGAUUAUCCGGCGUCAACGCCUCCAGCAAGAAACUGCGAGUGGCCCCAAAUCCGAACACAAGGGCAGCGAAGCGGAGCAGACUGGAGACGAAGCGAAGAACGACUUCCUCCAAUGGCUCUUAACCCGCUCGCUCACGAAAUCGUAUCCGUUGCCGGACGAAACGGAUCCGCGAAUCAUCUCUGCACGCCUCCUGCAUGUGAACUUCGCAUCCGUGCACACGACCAGCUUCAUCGGUACCAACGCCUUACUGGAUAUCCUUGCCGCACCAAAGAAUGAGCGCGUCUUGGAGACGCUGCGAAAGGAGGCGCUAGACAACAUGGAGCCAGAUGCAGGGUCUGGGCCGGCUUCGAGUAUGUGGUCGCGCACGGCUAUCUCCAAAAUGCACUACCUCGACUCUGCCCUACGGGAGAGUUCACGCCGUGCGAGUAUCAUAGGCGUGGGUGUUAACCAAAAGGUCGUUGCUCCGGGUGGCAUCACGACACCCGAUGGUACGCAUUUACCUGAAGGAUGCAUGGUCGCCACGCACAGUUGGGGGUGCCACAAUGACGAGAGCCUGUAUGAGGGAGCCGACAAAUACAAGGCUUUUCGGUUUGUGGAGCUGAGAGACAAAAUCUCCAGUGGAGUCGGGGAUGGCGAUCGAGACAAAGCGGAGCGGGAGAAAGAGUACCUGGACAAAGCCCACCUCUCCUUCAUUGCGACCUCCCCUUCCUACCUCGGGUUUGGACACGGUCGGCACGCCUGCCCCGGAAGAUUCUUCGCCGCGCAGGAGUUGAAGCUGUUACUCGCAUAUCUGCUCUCGCGGUACGAGAUCCAAAUGGUGAUGGAAGGUGGAUUGGGAGGGAACUGGAAUGGGAAGGGCAUCAGGCCCGAGUGUUACUGGGCGGGACCGAACCACGUCCCGCCGAUGAGCGCCAAAGUGAGGGUGAGGAGAAGGAAGGAGUUCCAAUAGUCUGGACCGAGCACUGUGUGAAAAGGUCUUCGUUUUUGGGGGUCCAUGGUCGAGUGACCCCAAUGUCCCGAAGAUGAUGUUAAUCGUUAGACCAGCGCGAGCAUUUCGGGACGUACCUAGUAUAUAUAAGAUCCUUGAUUGAGAUUGAUCAGCACCGCCCGAGAUUGACGGAUGCCAAUAGCUGUCGCAGUCAAUGUUGAUCGGCGAAUGACAUUGCCUUACGGCUCAAUAA